UCCCAGAUAUUUAGUGACUUUUAAGAGCAAAUAUUCAUAGUACCAAUAUAUCGAACGGCAGCUUCAAAUGGUGUUAGAAGAGAGCGAUUUUGUACGUUUAAACUGAAGUUCUAUUAAUUCUAAGUUAAAGGUUGACGUCGAUAGAAAGUACAACAUUCAAAUUCGCAAUAAAAUAAGAUGAUAUUCACGCGCCCGCAAGCAUCCGCCUCACUGCUCCUGAUCCUGCACAUGCUCAGAUCAGCCUCAGGUCACCAAUAUCCUGAAGGCUAUUAUCCUUUUGAAGAAGAUCCUCUCAAGUCUCCGCCGAGGGUCCGCAAGCCGCCUUACACGCAAACUGAAGAAGUUUGUUCUGGAGUGCUGGAAGCUCCCGAGCAGGUUAGCUUGAGCCUCGAUAACCUUUGCGGGGACCUCAACACGGGGCUCCUUCCUCGCAAUCCCCUCGGCCAAAACGUCCUCGGAGCCUCGUACCCUUUUGAACUCAUCAAGAACCAAACGCUGAACUUGUUCAGCAAGGCAUUGCCGGUGCUGAAAGAAGACAAAACUCUGCCCAAAGUUGCUAAGUUUGUCAGUUCGACGGUACCACUCAGGGACCGUUUCAAAGUGGUCAAUCGUCCAGUGCGGUCACUACACGAAGAAGCUGGUGUGGCAACGUGGAGUCUCGUCAGGCCGGACCAUCAUGUGCAAAAUUCUGACCAAUACGACAGCUUCUUGGAUAAAAAACCAACAAAAGAUCUAGAUAAAGACCUAUUCAAUGCACACACCAAGGCCGCCAGGAACAUGUCGCUCGUAGAUUACAAAAGUGAACUGGAGGAAGACUUGGCUGAAAUUUUAUCUUCCAGUGGACUGGAUGAUGAGAAUGAAAUUCGAAAUUCCAGGAGGAAAAAUUCAAGAGGUGGUCGAGGGCUCUUCACAGAUAAUGACUCGGCAUUGUGGCAGGGUGUUUUACAGGGAAUUUUCCACGGUAUGAAGCUUGAUAAAAAAACCGCGUCUGGCAUAAUUGAAAAUCUGGAAUUAGACCAGCAGCUGGCAGCCGGUCGCGGGGCGUUCUCCUUCUGCCAAAACAACUGGGGGCUAUUUUGUCUGCUUUACAACACAAUGAUGGGUAAGGAAACCACAAAUCCUAAUCCAAUCCGAGCCACGGAACGUCGAGACAAAGUGGAGCCGUCCGGUAACAGCAUAGAAGACGGAGCUCCCCUCACCCCGUGUCCGUCCGCAGUGGAAUACGUGACGCCCGUGUUCGCUCGCAACUACCAAGGCGUCUGGAGAUACGUCGUACAGAUACCGUAUGAGGGAUACUUCACGCAAACUGUCGAGAUCACGCAGUGUUUAGAAGACACGUGUCACUACCUGUCGGGGUCGUGCCUAGCGUCUCCUCGGUGGGUGUCGCUGCUGGUCGCCGAGAUCUUCUAUCCUGAUGCCGUUUUUCCCAGCAAACCAACGAGACCUUCUCUACAGCGCUCCUCUGUUCAUCCUUCGCAGCCUCGCCGGCCGCAGCGUCGUCGUAGGGAGGCGGACAUGAAGCCACCAGCGCCGCACUACUGCGACGGGGUCGACCAGAUCGGCUGCUUCCAGGUUCGUCUGUACUACGACUGGUUCCUGGUGCCAGGCUCCUGCAAGUGCUGGAAGCGUAACGUCUUCCAGCAAAACUUCCGACAUCGGCGAUAAUUUGCGACUUGCUUCAAGUCCUGUAAAAUUAAUGAUUACACCAAAGUCGUUUCUAAAAAGAAUUAUGGGAAGUAUAAUUAGAACUUUCGACGUGCACUAGAAAAUUAAAUCCAGCCAAUUAUUAGCCGCACUCAUGCCGAAAUUCAAAUUGGUCCAAUAUUUAUGUGGAAAGAAGGUCCUCGAGGAAGGUUUCGUCAAAUAAGAAAUUAAUCCCUUUCCCGUAACUUUGCAUCAACAGUCGACUCCUUCUCUGUUAACGUUCGUACAAAUCACAAGCAUUGACUUUUUUCUUUUACAGCAAUUGUUUAUGUUAUGUAAUGAAGAUUGAUGCAUUUUCUAAGAAAUUAAUUUGGACAGAAUUUUGUAGAAAAUUAGCUUAAUUCAUAUGUUAUUUAUAGUGGCAUUGACAAAGUAAAUUUAUGGAACCGCC
Hyalella azteca is the source of this 2095-nucleotide messenger RNA. RefSeq lists its product as uncharacterized. Gene Ontology annotation, cellular component: extracellular region. NCBI's taxonomy places the organism in Eukaryota, Metazoa, Arthropoda, Malacostraca, Amphipoda, Hyalellidae. The transcript is spliced from 10 exons. The record is from RefSeq and is a predicted model, not a curated record. The coding region runs from base 178 to 1665 and encodes 495 amino acids. Gene Ontology annotation, biological process: innate immune response; central nervous system formation; regulation of Toll signaling pathway. Gene Ontology annotation, molecular function: Toll binding; growth factor activity.